AUGGAUUUGAAAUUAGCUGCAUACAUCGGCCUGGGUACAGCUUUCUUCAUCAUUGCACUUCUUGGCACACCUUGUACUGCACAUUCCUCUUCACAGACGACAGUUGUACAACACAGCACGAGCACUGAUCCCGCAGCAGAUGGUUUCUGGAAACGUAAUGUCGAUUGGAAAUCACGCUGGGUGAAAUAUUGGCGACCGAAAGCAAUCUACGUGCCCAUCUGGAAGAAGGUCUGGACUCCGAUAGUGCAAAAUGAAUGGGUGCCACUGCCGAAAGUGCCACCAGGGUGGGAGGUGCGCAAGGAUGGUGUGAGCGACAGCACCAAUAGUGGUUGGAAGAGCAGUAGCAGCUAUGUUGACGACUCUUCGAGCUCAUCCAGCAGCAGCAGUGGGCUGCGUACGGGAAAAAGUUACAGUGGUUGGGGUAGCGGGAGCAGCGGUAGUUACGGUUCUAGUUAUAGCAGCGGCAGUCGUGGCUGGAAGAAAGGUGUAAAACGCACCCGUGUACGGGAAGUAAACGUUGACUAG
Molecule: messenger RNA, 525 nt
Organism: Bactrocera neohumeralis
Lineage: Eukaryota; Metazoa; Arthropoda; Insecta; Diptera; Tephritidae
Exons: 3
Coding region: 1-525 (174 amino acids)
Source: RefSeq, a predicted model, not a curated record